AUGGAGUUAAUUAAACUUACCGACAUCAUUGGCUCACUGAACAAAGCAAUUGGAAUUGAAUCAGACUCGGUAGUUAGCAACGAAGCUGAACUAAUCAACCUCCUGAAAGAGUUCUUCGCUGACAGAGAUUUUUUCCUUCUCGUCCACUCGAUUGACAUCCUCUACUUGAAGAAUGGCAAAGUUCGCAAGUUUAUCGACAAUUUGGUUGCCUCAGUUCCAAGGGUGCGCCUUCUAGCCACUGUUGACCACAUCAAUUCGCCUCUCCUUUGGUCACUAACUGAGUCGAGCACCUAUCGCUGGCUGUGGUUUCACGUGGCCACCUUCAGCCCUUACCUCGUGGAGCGCAAACACUCCUCCAGUCAGUCGUCCAUCUUCACCACUGGCUCCAAGUCGUGGAAGCAGUCAACAAAUCUGUUGGCCGUCAAGCAGGUCUACAAUUCUGUGAACAGCAAUGCACAGAAGAUUUUCCUAAUGAUACUCAAGCUCUACAUGGAAUCUCGAUCUCGUAACUCCACCUUCACCUUCUACUCACUGUACCUGUCCUGUCGUGAGGAGUUUCUCGUCAACUCUGAAGUGACUCUGCGCGAACACCUUGCCGAGUUCAAGUACCACAACUUGAUUAAAAUGACCAAGGCUUCGGACGGUGCCGAAUCGAUUCAGGUAAUUUUCGACAAGGAGACGGUGAAGCGGUUCAACGAUUCAGUCGGAGAAGAGUGA
Messenger RNA from Rhagoletis zephyria (snowberry fruit fly), 717 nucleotides. The record is from RefSeq and is a predicted model, not a curated record. Lineage: Eukaryota; Metazoa; Arthropoda; Insecta; Diptera; Tephritidae.